AUAUGAAUGUUGCCCUACAGAAUGCACUUUCUAGUCCUAUUUACCCUAAUUUAAUGGAAAACGGAAGUUUUCUGACGACUGGGAGUGAUGGAUGGUCUGGAGGUUGUCAAGGCAACUUCCUAUCAGGUGACCCAUACUCCAUUGAGAAAGCUGCAAGAUUACACAGGAAUGCUGCAGUGAUGUGUGAUGCUACUUGCACCUGGAGUGGACAGCUGCCUCCUAAGAUUUACAAAAACCCCAUUUACUCCUGCAAAGUCUUUCUCGGAGGGGUUCCAUGGGAUGUCACUGAAUUAGUUUUGAAGCAGACCUUCAUAGAGUUUGGUAACAUAAAAGUUGAAUGGCCUGGCAAGGAGAGUUCUUCAAAUCCUCAGAAGGGUUAUGUGUACAUAACCUUUGAGCAUGAGAAACAGGUUAAAUCCUUGCUGUCUGCUUGCACCCAAGACUUGAGCAUUGAUGGUAAUUAUUACUAUAAAGUGUCGUCCAGAAGAAUGAAACGCAAAGAUGUACAGGUGAUUCCUUGGGUAUUAAGUGACAGCAAUUAUGUGCGUUGUCCUUCAUACCAGCUUGAUCCUGCCAAAACGGUCUUUGUUGGUGCUUUGCAUGGGAUGCUAAAUGCUGAGGGACUUGCAAUAAUAAUGACUGACUUGUUUGGAGGUGUUGUUUAUGCAGGAAUCGAUACUGAUAAACACAAGUAUCCCAUUGGCUCUGGACGUGUGACUUUCAACAAUGUGCCUUCUUACAAGAAAGCAGUACGUGCUGCCUUCAUAGAAAUCAAGACUCCAAAAUUCACCAAAAAGGUGUAG
Messenger RNA from Macrobrachium nipponense, 803 nucleotides. RefSeq names its product cytoplasmic polyadenylation element-binding protein 1-like. The record is from RefSeq and is a predicted model, not a curated record. Gene Ontology annotation, cellular component: neuron projection; cytoplasm; synapse. The coding region runs from base 3 to 803 and encodes 266 amino acids. NCBI's taxonomy places the organism in Eukaryota, Metazoa, Arthropoda, Malacostraca, Decapoda, Palaemonidae. The transcript is spliced from 7 exons. Gene Ontology annotation, biological process: negative regulation of cytoplasmic translation. Gene Ontology annotation, molecular function: mRNA regulatory element binding translation repressor activity; mRNA 3'-UTR binding; ribosome binding.